GUGACGUACAGCGGCUGACCGUAUUCCCCGCGUUACACACUUCCAACGGCGUCCCGAAUGUGCGUCGAGCGCGAGUGAGUGAGGACGCCGAAUCCCGACCGCGGAACGCGAACCGGGAUAAAGAACGAGUGGUAAGGGUGAUAGAAGUUCGACAAAGAGGCACCGUGAAAACCGAUAGAGAGGGUGGAGUGAUACUCGCGGGUAAAGAAGAGAAGAGAGGAAAGAGAGAGUAAUAAUCAAAGUUGUUGCGAAAAGUUCGGCUCGACUCUCCUACGCCUUCUUUAUAUAAUAGACCAGAGCUACGAUCCGGGUAUAUUCUUCUAUGUUUAUCUUCGUCUUCUUCUUAUUCAUCCUCAUCUUCGUUUUAUUCUUAUUCUUAUUAUUCUUGUAGCACUCACACUUACAAUUACACUUACGCCUGUUCAUCAUCGUCAUUCAACUUGUACGCAUUUCUUGUCGGGAUGAAUUGUUAAUUUAUUACCAAAUUCAGUUUGUGGAUGCGGAUUUAUUCGUUUGUUAAUGAAUGUUACAGUGACAAUAAUUAGUAGCACUGCAGUUUACAGGUUUUAGUGAUUAAUUAACUCAGUGAUUUUAUUUGAUGCAUUGGUAUUAAUUAAACCUUUGAUAAAGUUCGGGGAUGCUUUUGCUACUGACAUUUUGUGGAUUUACGGUGGAGUGAUUUGUAUUUUAUUUUAUUUAUUUAUUUAUGGUAAACUUUCGAGGUGAAUGUUCGCGAUAGUUGCUCGCGUAGAGGCUGAAUUUGGAUUAUUUUCCCAAGAAAGAAAUCAUUGUGUAUCAAGAAAAAUUUUUGAGCGACGUCUCGGGACGCGAUCGCGAAGUACGCCUCUCUAGGGAGGCGAGAGCUUCACGGGCUUGGUGGGCAGCGAUGUGGCCCAACAGCCUCGGUGGAGCUUCCGGCUGUGGAGGGGGAGCUGGGGCCACGGACCUCGGUAGCCUCACGGGCUCAACCACCUCCGCGAGCGACUUAUUUGGGCCCGCGGGGUUCGGUGCUUCUGCGGCUGGGCCCUACGGCGCACUCAAGUCUUCACCCUACGUAGGUGCGCUCGGAAUGCCACCAAUAGAAGCUCUCCACGGGACCAUUGGUUACCCCGGUUGCAGUCCUGCCGGUGAGUCCUAUUACUGUAAUCCGAGGAAACAAAGAAGAGAAAGGACGACAUUCAGUCGAGCGCAAUUGGACAUUUUAGAGGGUCUUUUUUCUAAAACAAGAUACCCGGAUAUUUUUAUGCGUGAGGAAGUUGCGUUGAAGAUUAAUUUACCCGAGUCAAGGGUUCAGGUAUGGUUCAAAAAUCGGCGAGCAAAAUGCAGGCAGCAGCAGAAACAGCAGCAACAACAGCAAGAGAAAGCGCCGAGGUCGAAAAAACCCUCGGGAAAUCCCGUAAGCAAUCCGCCGGCUGGGAAAAGUCCUUCGAUAGCCACCACCCCAACGCCUGCGGCUGCUGUUCCUGUUUCGACGCCAUUAAGCGGAGGAACAGGAGGCUCUGCUGCGAGUUCUCCAGCUCUUUUACGAGAUUCACCGCAAUAUAAGCCGGCAGGUAGCACCACCGGCUUGCUGUUCGCUGCGAGCACAACUCCGCCGAGUUUGGGCGGGACGGUGUACAGCAGCGGAGGAAGCAGCAGCAGUAUCUGGAGUCCAGCGAUCACGGAAAGCGGCGGAUUCCCCGGGGACCAUCAGAGACUUGCCUGGACCACAACUGCCUCCCAGCAACCUUGCUAUCAAAAUUAUUCCUCCUAUUACUCAAAUAUGGACUACCUUUCGCCUGCUCCUCAUCAACUUAAUGUCGUUGACACUGGUGCUGGAAAUUUGGACAACACGUGGAGCAAAACAAGAGACGAGACCGCUUCCUCUUGGUUCUACAACAGCGCUGGUUGGGGCGAAAGGAAGUGAAUUCCCUAAACUUGUUUAUAUUUAACAAAAAAAAAAAAAAAAAAAAAAAAAAAAUUACGGCAAUUGUCG
Molecule: messenger RNA, 1975 nt
Organism: Cotesia glomerata
Lineage: Eukaryota; Metazoa; Arthropoda; Insecta; Hymenoptera; Braconidae
Gene: otd2
Product: homeobox protein OTX2-A-like
Exons: 7
Coding region: 887-1906 (339 amino acids)
Biological process (GO): regulation of transcription by RNA polymerase II
Cellular component (GO): nucleus
Molecular function (GO): DNA-binding transcription factor activity, RNA polymerase II-specific; RNA polymerase II cis-regulatory region sequence-specific DNA binding
Source: RefSeq, a predicted model, not a curated record